AAAUCAUUUUCAGAAUUAGAUUGGGAAACUAAAAUUAGUGGGAUUAAUUGUUUAUACAAUGCAGUGCACGAUGGUAAAUUAAUGAUUACGGAUUUUGGCAUAUCUAAAUUAUUAGAGAAUAACUCCAAAUCUAUUUCUG
Molecule: messenger RNA, 139 nt
Organism: Racocetra persica
Lineage: Eukaryota; Fungi; Glomeromycota; Glomeromycetes; Diversisporales; Gigasporaceae
Source: the annotation of a GenBank genome assembly